UUGGAAUUUAAAAGAUACCAAUGUAUAGUAUAGUUUAAUAUUAUUUAAUAAAGUCAGGAUUUGUUUUUGAUUAUAUUGAGACACUUUAUAUAUAAGGUCAGAAUUAUUCAUCAAUUAUAUCAGAUUUAAUUCGUUUAUCACUAAUUAAUAAAGUCUUGCAAUUGUUCAAGAUUAUAAGACGCAAGACAGGAGAAUCGCUGAAUUUAGAAAUUAAGAUAUUAGUAUAAAUAUAAAACUUACAAUCAGUGCAAUUUGAAAAUUAUAAUAAAGUGACAAAACCAAAAAAAAUUUAUAGCUUGAUGUGUUUGUGUAAGUUAUGUGGUUAACUUAAUUCCGACAACUUGAAAGCUACUGUAGAAUGACAUUAUAUAACUUAUUUAUAAAUUUAUCUACCGCAUAAGAAGCUAAACAUGGGACCAGGAAAUGAGUUGUUGUAUAAUUCUUCGGAGAUGUGUCAGAAUCUUGAAAGUCACGAGGCUUCGGGAAAAUACCCGGAAUAUUGCCGUACUAUACGUGUGCAAGAAGCAAAUGGCACAGUAAAAGAACUGGUAUUUCCAAAAGCGUUAGACCUUGACCGUCCAAAGCGGGCACGAACAACAUUCUCACCCGACCAACUAUAUGAACUGGAGCGGGAAUUCCAACGAAAUCAGUACCUAGUAGGGAAGGAGAGAUCAGAGCUAGCAAAACGACUCAGGUUAUCAGAAACUCAGGUCAAAGUGUGGUUCCAGAACAGACGGACAAAGUACAAACGUGAUCGUGUACGUGAUGCCGAAGUACGUGACUCCAAAUCGGAGAGUUUCGCUGCAUGUAACAUUAUGCGCAUGCUCCAGCAAGAUCCGCCAACGGUUACCCAGUGUGCACCGAUACUGACUCCAUUACUUCCGGCGUAUCACCCAUAUACUUUAUCAGGAUAUAGUCCCACGUGAAAACGUAGUGUAUUCCAUGUAAUGUAAAUAAAAUCAUGACUAUUUAUAACCUGUUUGAAUUUGUGAGAAUUAAA
Messenger RNA from Mercenaria mercenaria, 1000 nucleotides. RefSeq names its product ventral anterior homeobox 1a-like. The record is from RefSeq and is a predicted model, not a curated record. Gene Ontology annotation, biological process: brain development; central nervous system development; regulation of DNA-templated transcription. The transcript has 3 exons. Lineage: Eukaryota; Metazoa; Mollusca; Bivalvia; Venerida; Veneridae. Gene Ontology annotation, molecular function: DNA-binding transcription factor activity, RNA polymerase II-specific; DNA binding. Bases 411 to 926 code for a protein of 171 amino acids.